Messenger RNA from Acromyrmex echinatior (Panamanian leafcutter ant), 1416 nucleotides. RefSeq names its product Gamma-interferon-inducible lysosomal thiol reductase 1 (gene GILT1). Gene Ontology annotation, molecular function: oxidoreductase activity, acting on a sulfur group of donors, disulfide as acceptor. The record is from RefSeq and is a predicted model, not a curated record. NCBI's taxonomy places the organism in Eukaryota, Metazoa, Arthropoda, Insecta, Hymenoptera, Formicidae.
CUAUCGAAUUCCAUAUAUGGUGGAUACCUUCUUAUCGUACGAUUGCAGGUACGACGCGAAGUAAAAAGAUGGCAUAUAAUUUGAAGAAUGAGGAGGAAGUGAAUGAGUACUUGAAGAAUCUUCACAUAGAAUAUCAAUUCGGCUGUUACAGCGAGAAAAAUCCGGAGGUAUGCCACUUGUUGGGCAAUUUUUACGAAGCGAUAAAAGUGGAUACGGACAAAGCUGCUUCGUUAUACAAGACGACCUGCGAUCAAUAUAAUUACGCCAGAAGCUGUGCGAAAUUCGGCGAUUUUAAAGUGAUCGGAAAAGGGUGCGAGAAGGACAUACCGACAGCAUACAAGUAUUUAUCAAAAAGCUGCGAACUCAAUGACGAAUAUGGGUGUCUACAUGCUGGUGUUCUGGGAACAUCUAAAUCCGACGUCGGAGAAAAAGACAGAGCCACCCAGAUUCAUGCAGGUGCCAAGUAUCUGAAGAAAGCCUGCGACAUGUACAACUUGGACAAGGCCUGUUUUUAUCUAUCGGCAGGUUUAAAACGCCUUCCCUGCGACUCACUCAUCAACGAUACGACGAAUAUCACCAUGCGAUUCUACUUUUUCUUGAUUUCUCGCACCUGGCUGGCAGCCGCCGUCUUUGUUACGCUCGUCUCUCAUGGCAUUCUGUCCAAUGCGCAAUCGACCGAUAGUGAAUCAAACAAAAAUGUUAUCAACGUAGAUGUUUACUAUGAAUCAUUAUGUAGUGAUAGCAUGCGAUGGAUCGUAAAUCAACUCGUACCAUCAUAUCUGGAAUUGAAACGUCGUAUCCAUGUCACAUUGGUUCCUUUCGGUAAGGCUACGCACCAUCGCGAAAGCGAAACCGGUCCGUGGCAGUUCUCGUGUCAACAUGGACCCAGUGAAUGCCGUGGGAAUAAGGCCCAGGCGUGUGCGAUUCACGCUAUACAGUCCUCCGAGGCAACCGAGAACCACCAACCAUUGAUGGUCAAUCUGGUCGGUUGUGCAAUGCUCGCUGGUACCCCGGGGACUGCUGUUCCACAGUGCGCUCAAGCUGUUGGCCUAAGUACAGAAACACGAAAGUUGAUCGACGAUUGCAUCGCGAGCCCGCUGGCAGACAAUUUGCUUGCAGCGAACGGCGACAAAACGGAGGCCCUGCAAUCACCUUUGAGAUUCGUGCCGACGAUAGUGAUUAAUGGGGUAUACUCAAAGGAAAAUCAAGACGAGGCGAUAAGAAACUUCCCUAAACUAAUCUGUCGACAUUUAACGGCGGAGAAGCCGAGCAUCUGCAGCAGCGAGAGUGCCGAGAAUUAAAAAGGGAUAGGACCAAGCUAAGCAUCAAAGGUGUGGAGACGAAUAAACAUUUGCUCGAAAUAAAUGAUAUAUUUUGUUUAUCUAUAAUAUACAUAAGUACCUAUGUACAAAAAUA